Cervus elaphus (red deer) is the source of this 1178-nucleotide messenger RNA. RefSeq names its product keratin, type II cuticular Hb1-like. Gene Ontology annotation, molecular function: structural constituent of skin epidermis. The coding region runs from base 219 to 908 and encodes 229 amino acids. The record is from RefSeq and is a predicted model, not a curated record. Gene Ontology annotation, cellular component: keratin filament. Lineage: Eukaryota; Metazoa; Chordata; Mammalia; Artiodactyla; Cervidae. The transcript is spliced from 5 exons. Gene Ontology annotation, biological process: keratinization; intermediate filament organization.
GAGCAUUCUAGGAGCUCUCUGGGCUACAGCUGAGUUUCAGGGACCACGGGAGGCUUGGAGGAGAGAACAGCUCUGCUCAUCAUGACCUGGUGACCCACAUGCCCUGGUGCCAGCCAAGUGCGCUUCCUUCUCUCAACCACCUCUGGGGAUAGAAAGGAUGACCAUUCCCAUCUUAUAGAUGGAGAAGCAGAGGCUCAGAGGAGUCAAGUGACCCACCCAUGAUAGCAAGUGGGUGGGUGGGUGCUGGAACGGUCUUGCUGAUCUCCAGUGAAUGCACCUGCUGCUUCCUCAUCUUCUUGAUCAACCCCCCACCCCACUUGGCUGUCCCCACCUCACAGUGCGAGGGGAUAAAGGCAACAGUGCAGAAACACGUGCAGAACUUGCGACACAGUAAGGAGGAGCUAAACAGGCUGAACCAGGCCAUCCAGCGGCUGACAGCAGAAGUGGAUGGCACCAAGAGCCAGCCCUGUGAACCAGAGAGAGGCAAGGACCCAGCCGCUCUGCAGAAGGAAAGUGCCUCAGGAAGCGCCAAGGGCAAGCUGGUCUGGCUGGAAGCUGCCCUGCAGAAGGCCAAGCAGGACAUGGUGCGGCAGCUGCGUGAGUACCAGAAGCUCAUGAUCGUCAAGCUGGGCCUGGAGUUUGAGAUCGCCAUCUACAGGAAACUGCUGGAGGGCGAGGAGAGCAGGCUUGGUCUGGGAUUUGGGGCAGGAAAUGUCACCGCUCUCCGCUCAGUCCUGGGAAGUGCUCCCACCGGCCUGCCGGGCUCAGCCUCGGGCGCCGAGGCGCUGCUGCCGCCCGGAGCGGGUCCCAGCUCCGUGGAGACGAGCGCCCCUGGCGGCGGCUGUGCCCUCUGCGGCUCCCCCGGCUGUGUCGCGGGUUUACGCUGCAGCGGCUCACGCGGAUGCUGAAUCCUUCCUGCCCCACUCCGGAGAAGUUAAGGAACCCUAGCUUCCUCCCCAGUGACUUGGACCUCUAUCUCAGAUGCCCUCUCCCAUGGUUCCGACCCUCGUCUUACCUCUCCCUCUUGUCCCCGACCCUAGAGUAUAAAGUCUUUGAAUGCAGUUUACUGGACCAUGGUAGACCCGUCCCCAGUGUGGGGAUAGGCUGGACGCUGUGCCACUGGGAAGCAUGGCAUUUGUCUUCCCUGGACACAGCACCCUUCCCCUCUGAACUGCCCC